This is a messenger RNA of Chelmon rostratus (copperband butterflyfish), 2979 nucleotides long. RefSeq names its product N-acetyllactosaminide beta-1,3-N-acetylglucosaminyltransferase 3-like. Bases 176 to 1315 code for a protein of 379 amino acids. Gene Ontology annotation, cellular component: membrane. Gene Ontology annotation, molecular function: hexosyltransferase activity. Lineage: Eukaryota; Metazoa; Chordata; Actinopteri; Chaetodontiformes; Chaetodontidae. The record is from RefSeq and is a predicted model, not a curated record. The transcript is spliced from 2 exons.
GAAUGCAUCUUUUUCCCGACUAGACCUGCAGCGCAGGUACGUUGCAGGAUUGUGUGAGUCACAGGACAGUGAGCUGUCGAUCCGGGACUGUGUCUUCAGUGUUUGGACCCCGCACAGCGCCUGAAACUUCCGCUUUCUCACCGAGUUUGUGUCACAAACCUGCCGAGUUUCAAGGAUGAGAAACAUCAGAGCAAGAACGUUAUUGCUGUCAGCAUCUCUUGGUCUGUUGGUCUUCCUCCUCUGUAAAGAUUUUAUUGACCUCAAAAGCAGUCACCUCUAUGCAAAUGUGAGAGAGGGUGACACUCAAAGAAGACAACCCACCAAGAACAGCUCCUAUGUAUACUCCUGGCCAGGAUGUCAACUAAAUACAUCUGCUGCAAAAGCCGCAAACUUCAGCUCUCUUCCUGAUAGUAUAAAAGACUUUCUGUACUAUCGACACUGUCGCCAUUUCCCCAUGCUGCUGGACCUUCCUGACAAAUGUGGAGGAGCUGAUAAAUCAGCAGACAUCUUCCUUCUGUUGGUCAUUAAAAGCUCUCCUGCAAACUACGAUCGCAGAGAGGUGCUGCGCAAAACCUGGGCUGAGGACCGAUUAUACAACGGUGUGCGGAUCCGAAGGCUCUUCAUCUCGGGAACGACGGGUUCUGGUUUUGAGAAAACGAGGCUGAACAAACUGCUCGAGCUGGAGCAACGUGAGCACAGAGAUAUCCUCCAAUGGGACUUCAGUGACACAUUCUACAACCUCACCUUGAAGCAGAUUCUCUUCCUGGAAUGGAUGGAAAGAAACUGUCCGAACGUUCGCUUCCUGCUGAACGGUGAUGAUGACGUCUUCGCCAACACAGACAACAUGGUCGAGUAUCUCCAAGGCCUCAAGGAUAACGAUGGAAGCAAGCACCUCUUUAUUGGCCAUCUGAUCCAGAAUGUUGGACCCAUUAGAUCAUCAUGGAGCAAGUAUUUUAUCCCAGUUCAGGUACAGGAGUCAGAAUCAUAUCCCCCCUACUGUGGUGGUGGGGGCUUCCUCUUGUCUGGCUAUACAGCUUUGGUCAUAUAUAAAAUGUCCCAGUCCAUCCCCAUUCUUCCCAUUGAUGAUGUUUACAUGGGGAUGUGUUUGGCCAAAGCAGGACUUCGUCCAGGUUCUCAUAUGGGUGUGAAAACAGCGGGACUGUACAUUCCCUCCGGUGCAAUAGAUGGAUAUGACCCUUGCUACUAUAAAGAAGUUUUACUGGUGCACAGAUUCCUUUCAGUCCACAUGUAUGUUAUGUGGCACAGAAUCCAUGAUCCAGAUCUGAAAUGUGGUCCUUCCGAGAAAAGGCUUUAGCGGCAAUAAACAGUAACUUAAAGAUAGCAAAAGAGUGACAUUGACAUUAUAGUUAGCUGCACCAAAUACAAAUACAGACUUUUUUCUAACAUACUGCAUAUGUGAUGCCUGAUCACCUCAUCCAUUGUUUGUUGGGUAAAACUUCAAGGUUGGCUACAUCUGAGCUCAUAGAUGCAAAGCACUAACAAAUGAUUAACCACAGAUCUGCUUUUUGUAUGGCUAUCGAUAUUAGGGUGAAAUUGACCUGUGCACAGAUAUAAAUCAUGCUUAACAACAGCUUAUGAAGGGCUGAGUUGACAGGGAGUUUGCAGAUAAAGGAACAAUCCACCUAAAACCCUUCGUCACAGUUUAAGGACAAACCGCUAGCUUGUCCAUAGGUUAUCCACCAUUGGCACAGCAGGCUAACCAAGCUUUGGAUUUCUCCACAUGUUGAGCCAGUGUGUGUGGGAUUUUUUUUUUAGCAUUUCCUGAGCCAAAAAAUGACUGUGUUUAAUCUGCUCUAAACUGCAAACAUUAGCAUGCCCAGCUAACUCUCUUAAAAUACAGCUGUUAUUUAACCCAGUGUUACUGUGAAAUACAAUGUGCAUUUCUUCGUAGGGUUCGGCUACAGCAUGCGAAUAAGAAAGCUUUGUUCAUGACUAACACAGCCACUGUGCGCUCAGUGUGGAGCAACGUUAGCGUCGUCUGCUCUGUACUGGACAAUCAGCUUUAGUCAGCUAAAAACAGUUAGAAAUCUAGUCUGGUGACAGGAUUUUAAACUAACUCAUGAAGCUAACAUUAGCUUAACUAUUAGCUACAGGUGAUCAAGUAUGAAAGCACUUAUGUGUUUGACAUGAAGGACCUAUUUUUUCAAAAACCGAGAAUUUUGAGAGGAAAAUUAAUUCACGUUCAUGUUUUAAAAAAAAUCACAUAAAGCUAACAGUGUGUAAAGUACACAAGAAUUUUCGUGUGUCAGUAUUUUAGUAAAUAUUCAUAUUUUUGACUAAAGCUGGGUAUUAAUGCACAAUACAUUCUGACUGCCAGCUGAAUCGUGUGCAUUUUACAUACAUGUCCCAAAAACAGCCAAUGACCAAAAGUUAGCAACAAAUGCUUCUUAGUCGUGUUUGUUUAUUGAUCAAACAGAUAUUUCCUGUUGUAAAUAAAUAAAUUUUAGAAAUGUAUUUAUACAGUGUACAGGCAAACAUCUAGUCCACCUGUACACCAGUAUUGUUUAACUUUUCAAACAACACCCAGCUGCAGGUGUGAACGGUGCAGAGCUAUAAUGUACACAAUAUUACAGAAAUUAACAUUCGAAAAUAAUUAUGCAGGGUUUCUUCAAUUAAUUAUGUAAAGAACAUAAUUUCAUGUCUUAAGUUCAUAACUUAAUAGUUUUCUUUAAUUUGGGGGUCGGGGGGGUUAUCUUGUGCAUCUUUAUUUGUGUUAGAACAAUAUGUUCAGAAAGAGUGCUGUUUUGUUUUUCUGCCUUACAUCAGUGCUUCUUAACCAGAUACCACUGUUGGAAUUGUUAAGAAGAAAAAAAGGUGUUUUUGAGGACUUACAGUACUGUCAAACACUCUUCACAAAGGGUCUCCAGUAUGUACAACCCCCAUUCCAAAGCAUUUGGGAUGCUGCAUAAAAUGAAAAAAAAAAAAAACAGAAUGCAAUCAUUUGCAUCAUUUUACAAA